AUGGGCCGUGCUGCGCAUAAGUACUCAAGCAACAAACUGCCAUUGCUGAAACUAGCUAGGGACGGCUAUGUAUCGUGCAAAACGUCACUUGAAGGGGCAUUGAAAGACUUGAAUGUUAAACAUAUCACUGAUAUGUGUGAAAGUGAGGAUACGAGCGAUGGAAUACCCUUUUUCGAAGCAGAAGUAGAAAACUUACGAUCAGUGUCUGAUCAUUUAUGUCCCGAGACCCCAAAACGCACCUUUUCUGUUUUUGAUUUAACUGAACCAUGGCGUACGUAUGCACGUCUCAAGAAUGAAAGUACCAAUAACAAUAUCAAGGUUGAUAUGGACGAGAAUGAGAAAGCGGCAUUCAAACUUGUUCUUAAGCCGCCGAGAAUGGAUAAUAUUCGGGCAAUUGAACUUUGCUCUGAAUCUUCAACUGACGACCUGAUGCCCCCUCCUUUGCAUAUCCGGAAAACUCGAGAGAAGGCACGGGGUCUCCCCAAAAUUUCGAUUCCCGAUCGAUCAUUGCUUCCGCUUCCUCUUUUUUCUCCUCCUUUAUCUCCUCCAAUGGCAGGUGAUCCGAAACCCCCUUCUCGUGCUCCAAACCCAGGUCCAAGUACACCAAGAAAAUUUCAAAGUCGGAUCCCCAUCCCAAUCGAUGCUAUCGAGCUCACACCUACCAAAACUAAACGGCACAGCCCACAGGUUACUGAAAACAAAGUAACAAUCCAACCAUCUAUAUGCAUGCUUAGCAUUCUCUCCUCCCUCCCUUCCCAGCUCGAAACAAACAUAAACAAUAUUGAUAUUCUCAUUUCUCAAGCAACGGAAAUCCAACACGUCCAUAAAGCCACCAAGAGCAAUCGACUUGCCUCAUUUUGGAGCUUUGACUUCAAAUCAAACGAAGCACAGCCUGGUUGCUAUAAUGAUGGGACUCGAGUUAUUUCAAACGGGAUGGAAACUAGACAGGAACGGAUUCUUCGAUUGCGAUCGGAAGGGUGGAACACGGUCGGUAUUAAGAACCCCGAAAGAGGCUGGAAGGGAUCGGAAUACUAUGAGAGAAUCUGCGCAGAGGCAUUAUCGGAGCUAUAUGGCAACUAG
Molecule: messenger RNA, 1080 nt
Organism: Ophidiomyces ophidiicola
Lineage: Eukaryota; Fungi; Ascomycota; Eurotiomycetes; Onygenales; Onygenaceae
Exons: 1
Coding region: 1-1080 (359 amino acids)
Source: RefSeq, a predicted model, not a curated record